CGGAACCAUUCAAUAAGAUAAGAAACACAACAAAGUGCGAUAAAUUUCGCGCAGUCGCGUGCUGUGAGCAACGAGAGGCCGACUACAAUCAGCUGUGAGCAACAACCGGGGUUCUAAAAAUGUUCGCUCUCAUUCCCCGGUCCCUAGUUACUAAUGUGUCGUCACGAUCAUCGCUUAGUUUGUCAGGACAGAAAGCGACCAUCCAAGAAGCUGUAAAAUGGCUAAAAAGCAAAGACUACCACACUGUCUCAGGCGAUACCAUAACACCAUCAAAAGUGAUGGGUAUCGACCAUCUCCGCGACCCUCGUCUCAACAAGGGCUUGGCUUUCACUUUGGAAGAACGUCAAGCUUUGGGUAUUCAUGGUCUUCAACCUGCACGAUUUAAAACCCAAGAAGAACAAUUGGAAUUAUGUCGAAUUUCAGUGAUGCGAUAUCAGGAGAAUCUCAACAAAUAUCUGUAUAUGACUGAAUUGCAUGAUCGUAAUGAAAAAUUGUUUUUCCGUUUGUUAUCCGAAAAUAUUGAAAUGUUGAUGCCGAUUGUUUACACACCGACUGUUGGGUUAGCUUGUCAAAGAUUUGGGUUGAUUUAUCGAAGACCUAGAGGACUCUUCAUCACUAUUAAUGACAGAGGACAUGUCUACGACGUUCUGAAAAAUUGGCCAGAAUCAGACGUCAAAGCGAUCGUCGUGACCGACGGUGAGCGUAUUUUGGGUUUGGGCGAUUUGGGGGCGUGUGGUAUGGGCAUUCCCGUGGGAAAAUUGGCCCUAUACACCGCCCUAGCCGGCAUCAAGCCCCAUCAAUGUCUUCCAAUCGUCCUCGAUGUUGGAACCAACAACCAAACUCUUUUGGAAGACCCUCUCUAUGUAGGUCUACGCCAACCUAGACUCUCCGGUCCUGAAUACGACUCCUUCGUCGAUGAGUUCAUGGAAGCGGCUGUGACACGUUAUGGUCAAAACGUCCUAAUCCAAUUCGAAGAUUUUGGCAAUCACAAUGCUUUCCGUUAUUUGGACAAAUAUCGUGGUGUUUAUUGCACCUUCAACGACGACAUUCAGGGUACUGCAGGUGUUGCCGUUUCCGGUCUUUUGGCAUCUGCAAGAGUCACUGGAAAGAAAAUCUCCGAAAAUAAAUUUCUGUUUUUGGGAGCUGGUGAAGCAGCGAUCGGUAUUGCAGAUUUGUGUGUGAAAGCAAUGCAAGUGGAAGGAUUGUCAUUGGAAGAUGCUAGAGGGAAAAUCUGGAUGAUGGAUAUUGAUGGUUUAUUGGCUAAAGGACGACCGGAAGGAAAACUGGAUGGUCACAAAGCCUACUAUGCUAAAGAACAUAAACCAGUCAAGGAUUUGGCUUCCGUCGUGAAUGAAGUCAAACCGUCGGUGUUAAUUGGGGCUUCAGCCGCUAGUGGUGCUUUCACGCCUGAAAUUUUGAAAAGUAUGGCGUCGUUUAAUGAUAAACCGAUCAUUUUUGCAUUGAGUAAUCCGACGGAUAGGGCGGAGUGCACGGCAGAGCAGGCCUACACCAACACUGAUGGUCGCUGCAUCUUCUCAAGUGGUUCUCCCUUCCCUCCAGUCACCUACAAAGGCACCACUUUUUAUCCCGGGCAAGGCAACAACGCCUACAUUUUCCCAGGCGUUGCUUUGGGAGUAAUCCUAGCCAGGAUUCACCACAUUAAAGAAGAAUUGUUCUUGUUGGCGGCUCAAGCAGUCGCUGAUCACGUCAGCGACUCCGAUAUACAAAAGGGUAGUUUAUAUCCACCCCUUAGUAGCAUUAGAGAAUGUUCUGUUGAUAUUGCUACGAGAAUUUUGAAUUAUUCCUACGAAAAAGGAAUUGCAACCGUUUAUCCGGAACCAAAGGAUAAAAAGGCAUAUGUGAUGCAACAUCAGUAUAAUUAUAAUUACGAAUCAGCGUUGCCUCCGACAUGGUCGUGGCCUAAUCAACAGGAAAUUAAAACAAGGCCCAUCGAACCAACAAAAUUGAUGGCUUAGAAUUAGAAAAGACAUCCAUUUCUUAGAUAAUACUUUUCCAUUGGUAUUUUUAAAUUGGACGUAUUUUAACAUAAUUUAUUGUUGAAUGUUACAACCUAAGCAAAGUUUUGAUCACCAUGUUUGAGUGGGCGCUACUAAAUAGUGCCAUUUUGUACUUAAUUUUAUUUAGUAUUCAUUUAAUCACAACAGCUUUUUUGUAUUUGCUGAUCUACGAGCAAUAUUGUACGUUUUAAACAGUAUUUCUUUCUGGUCAUUAAAAUGUAGAACGCUAGGGAUAUAAGACCACCUGUAAUAAAAAGAAAAUAAAUGUUAUUGUACUGUUA
Tribolium madens (black flour beetle) is the source of this 2299-nucleotide messenger RNA. It is a transcript of the gene Men-b, whose product is annotated as NADP-dependent malic enzyme. Gene Ontology annotation, cellular component: mitochondrion. NCBI's taxonomy places the organism in Eukaryota, Metazoa, Arthropoda, Insecta, Coleoptera, Tenebrionidae. The record is from RefSeq and is a predicted model, not a curated record. Gene Ontology annotation, molecular function: malate dehydrogenase (decarboxylating) (NAD+) activity; NAD binding; malate dehydrogenase (decarboxylating) (NADP+) activity. The transcript is spliced from 7 exons. Bases 120 to 1976 code for a protein of 618 amino acids. Gene Ontology annotation, biological process: malate metabolic process; pyruvate metabolic process.